Porites lobata is the source of this 2916-nucleotide messenger RNA. Lineage: Eukaryota; Metazoa; Cnidaria; Anthozoa; Scleractinia; Poritidae. The record is from the annotation of a GenBank genome assembly.
AUGGAAAAGAAGACUCAAAAGCAACGCUUCCCUUCUUUUGCAACCACAAUCUCUGCAUUAGGUAUUAUUUUGUACUGCAUUGGCUUUUUAAGAGUUGAAAUAGAGUUGAACAAUCAGAAGGAGAGAUUAUUCGCGCUUGAAAACGUCGCGGAGCGGACAAAACCACCAUUCAGCGAUCAACGUAUCGUCAAGAUCAUCAAGGAUGUUCGCGGUAUGUACUUUAAUUUUUGAUUUGACUCAGCUUAGAAAAAAAUAGUUUUCUUCUCGCAAAGAACAUAACAUAUAUACUGUAAGUAUGGCUCAGCCUGACUUUUGAUUAACCCCUUUAACAUCCAUAGUCUAUUAACGCUUCCCCCCCCGGGGGGGGUGGGUACUCGAUAUAUCCUUGGGUGGGGAGGUGCGACCCUGCCCCUCAUACCCUGACCUUGUUUAAGACAAAAAUCGAUGAUUUUCCUAACAGAAUUUCGAUUUUUGAUACCCUGUUUAAGAAAUUCGUAGAACAUACGCGCAGGCUGUUUAUCGUCCAAGAAAAAAUACCGUGUUUAAGACAAAAAUUGAUAAAAUCGAUACCCUGAUUAAGACAAAAAAAUAAUGAAAUCGACACCCUGUUUAAGAUAAAAAAUCCCGAAAAACAUACCCUGGCUGGCCGCACGUCCCCAUUAAGCCCCUAUAGGGGAGUGCACCCCGCCCCCGGGCUCAUACCCCUCUACAAUUGCCAAGAUUUUAACUGUUCCGCCCUAAUGACCAAUCAAGCAUGGAUUAUUUGCCUUACAUAGAAAAUUACAUUAACAGUAGCUACUGCUAAUGAAAUAAGAUGCAUAAAUUGAAUUCUUCGUUAAAAAUACAGUGGUUGAUUGGCUUACAUAUCAAUGCAUACAUCAGCAUCGGGUGACUUCUGCUUUGGCUCUGGCACCGGAUGUUCAAAAGUUGGAGAACGAUAUCCACUGUAUACAUCACUAUCAGGUGGAUAACGCCAUUGGUUUCCCUAAUACUUAUCUGCCAGAUAGUGAUUUAUCCGGUGGAUAGCGCUAUGUAGCCUUUGGACAACCAGGUACUGGUCUAUAAAGCAGAUUUAUUGCAAAUUUUGCACUUAUAAUAUUUUAUUAUAUACACCCCGCUAUAAUUGAUUGCGAAAUGCAUUAUAUCUUGAGCCAGGGAAAGGAAUAACAAACAAAUCGUGAAAUUAGUAUGUAACAUAGAACUAACAGAAGAUUUAACGACUUCCUAAUGAUUCUCAAUUUGUGACCCUUCCCGGAAAUUAUAUGCUAAUUUUGAACUAUCAAAGCUUAUUUACGUUUCGGCUGGCACUAAUAGACCUAUUUAUAUAUAUCGAAAUCCCUACUUGGCUCCGAGGCUUAGGGGAAUAAAACAAAAGAAAACAUCUUGAGGCUCAGCAAUGAAUAAUGCAUUUCUUUCGUUUUAUUUCCUCAAGCCUCGUAGCCAAGUAUGAAUUUUAAUAUAUCGAAAUUUGUCUAUUAACAAUAUAAUUCAUUAAUUUUCUCAGCGAAAUCUUACGAUUCUGAACAACAUAGAAGCAAGCGCCAAGUAGUUGCAACCAACACGACGAGCAAAGCUAAAACACCAGAGGACACCUUAAAAGAACUAAACAAACUGUUAUCAGCGGGGACACUGCGCCUUUGCAACUCAAAAGGUGACUCUUGUCAGUCAGGUCCCCCAGGCCCUCCCGGUCCACCUGGACCGAGAGGAGAGAAAGGAGAGCAAGGGCGAACAGGAGAAAGGGGGACACCAGGAAACAAAGGAGACAAAGGCCUUGUGGGAUUACCAGGGGAAAGCGGCAAGCAAGGUAUAAUGGGAACUGUAGGACCAAAAGACGACCCUGGACUUAAAGGGCGAAAAGGAGACAUGGGACCCGCUGGCGUGCCGGGACCCAAAGGAGAACCCGGUGAAUCGAUUACAGCUCCAGUUGUUGCAGUCUCUCCUGCAAAGUUGAUAGUAAACAAAAGUGGAACAGCUUCAUUUCAAUGUUCAGUGAGCGGUAAUCCUGAGCCUACAGUAGCGUGGAGUAAAAUGGACAAUCAGUCGCAACUACUUCACUCCAUGGGUUCAAGAGGACAGUUGCUUUUAUCAAAAGUAACAGGAAGUAACACUGGAACGUAUUUUUGUUCAGCAGCAAACAUUUUAGGGAAGGCGCAGGCACAAGUGCAGCUUGUAGUAAAUGGUAUGACUGUGUACUAUUAAAUUCAAUAUUUGGUUUUGUUGCAUUCACAUUAAACGAGCAAAAGAUCGAUUCUUGGAGGCUUCAGUAUGAGGUUUUUCAAAGUAUGUCGGGGCAGGAUCCUAGCCCUCGAAUGUUACCAUAAUUUGUCUUGGUUGGUGGGUCAAAAAUGAAUUGUUAUUUAUUCAUUAUUUAGUUUUUUAUUUAUUGUUGCUUAUUUUUUUAAAGUACUAGAACAAGCCAAGCCCAUUCUUUUCUUAUGAACUACGCUGAUAAAAGUUCCAUCUCAUUUAAAAUGCCCAACUAAUGCUUUUCUGCACACUAAAUAAGGGUCAGAGCAUACUUUAACGACUUACACUGUAUUAGCUAGCCAGUAAUUGUUAUUUAUUUAUUGUGGUUUUUACCUGCUGUUGUUACUCAUCGUCUCAAUGUUAGGAUUCAUGACCAUAAACAUUGGAGAGCUUUUGCAGCUACAUUUUGUUUAUGAUUUUUUUUUUUUACCUUUUUCUUUUUCUUUUUUUUUUCGAAGAGAUUACAAUUUUUCUCAGUCAUUUUAACAGGAUCACUGUUUGAUCCUUUUUGUUGUUGUUUCAGUUCACCCUCGAAUGUUCCUUCAUCCGGGACCUCAUUACACCGUUGAAGGUAAGAACGUCAGCCUUCCAAUCUGCCACGUGAUUGGUUACCCUCAGCCUGUGGUAACCUGGAGUAAGUUGCAUGUCUGGCCAGUUACCCCAGGUUAG